Blepharisma stoltei is the source of this 231-nucleotide messenger RNA. NCBI's taxonomy places the organism in Eukaryota, Ciliophora, Heterotrichea, Heterotrichida, Blepharismidae. The record is from the annotation of a GenBank genome assembly.
AUGAGAGAAAAAGUACUAUUUGAGUUUGUAAGUUUCAUUUUAAGCUUUCCAAAAGUAAUAAUUGGAGAAAAUUCUUGAGUUUCAAAAUCUUGGUGUUUCAGUAAAUUUAAAGCUAUUAGCUUGGUUUCAGAUUGAAUUUUGAUAUAUAAUAAUGAGAUUUUAUUAAAAAAUAUAUUUUUGAUAAAAUUUAGAACGCUUUAUUUUUUCGCAAUAAUUCCAAUAAGGAUUUAA